Messenger RNA from Saccostrea echinata, 1228 nucleotides. RefSeq names its product CD40 ligand-like. Bases 8 to 940 code for a protein of 310 amino acids. The transcript is spliced from 4 exons. Gene Ontology annotation, cellular component: membrane. Lineage: Eukaryota; Metazoa; Mollusca; Bivalvia; Ostreida; Ostreidae. Gene Ontology annotation, biological process: immune response. The record is from RefSeq and is a predicted model, not a curated record. Gene Ontology annotation, molecular function: tumor necrosis factor receptor binding.
UAACAAAAUGGAGUCUAAAGAGGAGAUCGCCAAAUUUAUUAAAUCAGAAGACGGAGGGAAAACGGAAGUUCAUCAAGAAAAAACUGCUGCGGAACAUAAUCAGCGAUGGCGAAAUUUGGCGAUAGUACUAAUGAUUCUAAAUCUAUUACUUUUAAUUAUCGCUUUGACUGUUGUUAUUGUGUGGCAAAACGAUCGCAACGAAAGACAACUCGUGCCGAGUCCUGAAGCCCUGUGCCUUCCAUGUGGCGAUCUUUCUCUCCAUAAGGACGAUGACAGCUACAAUCUGGUGAAUUUCUCGGAAACUGUCGAUACUAAAGGACAAAGGGUUUGUUGUGCAAACUCCCAAGAUACACUCCAAAGCUUAGUGAACCUUUUUGUAACAAGAAAAUACAGGGAAGAUAGAGCGAGAAGUCCACAGUUCGAGAUUAAUUGUGCACAAAGUUCCCGUUAUGAUGAUGAAAAGAAAAAUUUUGCAGCAAGAGUUGUCAACGUAAAGCGGAUAGAAACCUUACAAAAAAAAGAGAAUAUAUUAUGGGAUUUUGAUGAUCCUCAUUCCUUCAUUAACAAUGGAAUUACAUACAACCCAGACACAGGAAGGUUUAAUGUUUCCAAGAAAGGAUUUUACUACAUUUAUAGCCAAGUAACAUUUCUUAUGAACACCACAAUGGAUGAAGGGGAUACCAGGGCGAUGUACAUGUCUUUAUCCCACUUUAUCUAUCACCAGAGAGCAAACAUGAAAAAUCACCCUCCCGAAAAAUUCCUCGAAAGUUCGCAAUCAAAGUGUGAGCUCCAGUCUGAUCUAAAAGCCAGCAAUAGCACGAGUUAUAUCGGCGCUGUUUUCUAUUUAGAAAAAGGGACGGAAGUGAUGGUACGAGUUACAUACCCUGAACGAUUGACAGAAUCUUGUUAUAGUAACUAUUUUGGUCUUCACAUGAUUUAAUGAUUGAAAAACAAAAACAAAAGAGUAAAUCUAAAAAUUCCAUAAAACAUGUGCCAAACGUAUAUAUCUUUCACAGUUAAAUAACUUUCGCACGAGUGUUGAAUGUGUGAAAAUCAUAAACUCAUACUGUACAUAUAUUAAGUGAAAGUGACAUUGUAUGCUCGUUUUGCUGUUCUGCAUUAAUAUUUUUGAUAUUUUCUGUAUAUCUUUUUUAUUUCAUGAUCUUUUACCAUUUAAUUUCCUGAAAUGCAUUAAAAAAAAUUGGCAGCACAUAAAACAAAAAUUUAA